Messenger RNA from Balearica regulorum gibbericeps (East African grey crowned-crane), 636 nucleotides. NCBI's taxonomy places the organism in Eukaryota, Metazoa, Chordata, Aves, Gruiformes, Gruidae. The record is from RefSeq and is a predicted model, not a curated record.
AUGUCUCUACCCAAAAUCCAAAUAGAAGAGGCACUGGACAGCACAGAAGCUGGCUCUGGAGGUGCUGCUCCUCCUGAUGACCACCUGAGGAGCCUCAAGGCACUGACAGAGAAGCUGAGACUGGAGACCAGGCGCCCGUCCUACCUGGAGUGGAAGGCGAAGCUGGAGGAGCAGGCAUGGAAGAGCCCCCAGCCAGCGGGAGAGGAGGAGGCAGUUGAGGACAAAAAAGCCACAGGGGAGACUGUCCCCUUGAGGAAAGUGCAGCUGCAUCUCAAUGGGAACCCUGCCCAGGACAAGGUGACUCUUACCUCAGGGAGAAUAGGUGGCUUUGAGAGCAUCGAUGAAGCUUUGACGUGGCUCAGGAAGGAACUGGCAGAAAUGCGCCUGCAGGACCAGCAACUGGCGAGGCAGCUCAUGCGCCUUCGCAGCGACAUCAACAAGCUGAAGAUCGAGCAGACCUGCCACCUGCACCAGCGCAUGCUCAACGACGCCACGUACGAGCUGGAGGAGAGGGACGAGCUCUCCGACCUCUUCUGCGACUUCCCCCUCAUGAGCUCCUUCAGCCUCUCCACGCCACUCAAGCUCAUCGGGGUCACGAAGAUGAAUAUCAACUCCCGCCGGUUCUCGCUGUGCUGA